CUCCUGAAGCCGCCGUCGUGCUCCCGUUCGGUCUCCUCUCCUCUCCCCAUUUCCUCCCUUGUGUUCUUCGUCAAUCGCUCUUCUGCAUGUCUGUUUGAUUUUAAUUUUCGUGAGUAGUUUUCUACGAUUUGCCUGUGACUGAGAAGUAUUUUGGCAAUGGGAAGUGUUUCGGAAACCGAGGGGGGCGGAAAGAUGAAGAGGCGGUGGUGCUCUUGCAGCAAGGAAGACUUCCUGCCGGAGGAGUCGUUCCAGAGCUGGGCCAACUACAGAAAGGCCCUCGGCGAGACGGGCCUCCGCCUCAAGGAUCGGAUCACCGCUCGCUCCGUCGACAAGUUCGAGAUCACCGAGAUCAAGGCCCGAAGCGGAAACGAGAUGAAGAAAAGCCUCUCCUGGUGGGAUCUCAUUUGGUUCGGGAUCGGCGCGGUCAUCGGCUCCGGCAUCUUCGUCCUCACCGGCCAGGAGGCUCGUGAUGAAGCUGGACCCGCCGUCAUCCUCUCCUACGUCGUCUCCGGUGUCUCCGCGAUGCUUUCUGUGUUCUGCUACACCGAGUUCGCCAUCGAGAUCCCCGUCGCCGGUGGUUCCUUCGCGUACUUGCGGGUGGAGCUCGGUGACUUCGUGGCCUUCGUGACGGCCGGGAACAUCAUCCUCGAGUACGUAAUCGGAGGCGCUGCCGUCGCUCGUUCGUGGACGUCCUAUUUCGCCACGCUCCUCAACCACCACCCGAACGAUUUCCGUAUCCACGCCACCGGCCUCGCCGCCGAUUACAGCCGUCUCGACCCUAUCGCCGUCGUUGUAAUCACCGUGAUCUGCAUCGCUGCCGUGAUGUCCACAAAGGCGUCCUCCCGCUUCAACUACGUGGCCUCCAUUGUCCACCUCCUCAUCAUCCUCUUCAUCAUCAUCGCCGGUCUCAUUCAGGCUGACACCGAGAACCUCACCGCCGACUUCGCACCUUAUGGCGCCCGCGGCAUCUUCGCGGCCGCCUCCGUGCUUUUCUUCGCAUACAUCGGCUUCGACGCAGUCUCCACCAUGGCGGAGGAGACCAAGAACCCGGCGAAGGAUAUUCCGCUGGGGCUCGUGGGGUCGAUGGUCAUCGUCACGUUGUGCUAUUGCUUGAUGGCGGUCACGCUCUGUCUGAUGGUGCCCUACAACCAUAUCGACCCCGAUGCCCCUUUCUCGGUGGCGUUCUCCGCCAUCGGUAUGGAUUGGGCCAAAUACAUCGUCGCCUUCGGCGCGCUCAAGGGGAUGACGACGGUGCUACUGGUGUCAGCCGUCGGCCAGGCACGCUACCUAACCCACAUCGCGCGUACUCACAUGGUGCCCCCAUGGUUGGCCCAGGUGCACGGCUCCACCGGCACCCCCAUCAAUGCCACCGUAGUUAUGCUCGUCGCCACUGCCGUCAUCGCCUUCUUCACCUCCCUCGGCAUCCUUGCCAAUCUCCUCUCGAUUUCCACGUUAUUCAUCUUCAUGCUCGUCGCCGUUGCCCUCGUCGUCCGCCGCUACUACGUCGCCGGUGAAACGACUGAGGCCAACCGGAAAAAGCUCGUGGCCUCCAUCGCGGCGAUCCUGGCGGCCUCCUUGGCGUUGGCGUUGCUGUGGGCGACGGGAGUCGAGUUGUGGGUCUGGUACGUGGUGGCGCUCGUCGUGUGGCUGGCGGCGACGGGGUACUUGUGGUGGGCAGUCCCGCAGGCGAGGACGCCGGAAAAAUGGGGCGUUCCUCUGGUUCCGUGGCUGCCUUCUGCGUCCAUCGCGAUCAACAUCUUCCUGCUCGGGUCGAUUGACGGGCCCUCGUACGUGAGGUUUUCGAUAUGGACCCUACUGCUGCUCGUCUACUACUUCUUCUUCGGCCUUCACGCGUCCUACGACACGGCGAAAUCCUCCGCUGCCGCCACCGGAGUGGGCGUUUAGUCAUUAUAGUAGGGAUUGCCUCCAGCGAAUUUGGAGCUGAAUAAUUUAUCUAGG
Molecule: messenger RNA, 1959 nt
Organism: Zingiber officinale
Lineage: Eukaryota; Viridiplantae; Streptophyta; Magnoliopsida; Zingiberales; Zingiberaceae
Product: cationic amino acid transporter 1-like
Exons: 2
Coding region: 157-1905 (582 amino acids)
Biological process (GO): transmembrane transport; amino acid transport
Cellular component (GO): plasma membrane
Molecular function (GO): L-glutamate transmembrane transporter activity; L-lysine transmembrane transporter activity
Source: RefSeq, a predicted model, not a curated record